GGACAUGCGCAGUUGAUCAGCUGUUAGCAGCUGCGUUGUCAACCAAAAGACAGGCGUGAUUGUUUUUUUUCUGUUUUUAUWUUUGAGUUUGAGUCUAUAUUCUUUACAAAUGGCUGGUACUGCGUUAAAAAGACUGAUGGCUGAGUAUAAGCAGCUGACUCUAAACCCACCCGAGGGGAUCGUUGCAGGCCCUGCAAAUGAAGAGAACUUCUUUGAGUGGGAGGCUUUAAUUAUGGGUCCUGAGGACACGUGUUUUGAGGGKGGAGUAUUCCCAGCCCUCCUCUCCUUCCCGUCGGACUACCCCCUCAGCCCUCCUAAAAUGAGGUUCACCUGUGACAUGUUUCACCCAAACAUUUACCCAGAUGGCCGUGUGUGUAUCUCUAUCCUGCACGCUCCAGGAGACGACCCAAUGGGAUACGAGAGCAGUGCUGAGAGAUGGAGUCCUGUCCAGAGUGUGGAGAAGAUCCUACUGUCUGUAGUCAGCAUGUUAGCAGGUCAGUACUGAGAGAUCCUACUGUCU
This is a messenger RNA of Salvelinus sp. IW2-2015, 520 nucleotides long. It is a transcript of the gene ube2g2, whose product is annotated as ubiquitin-conjugating enzyme E2G 2 (UBC7 homolog, yeast). Lineage: Eukaryota; Metazoa; Chordata; Actinopteri; Salmoniformes; Salmonidae. The record is from RefSeq and is a predicted model, not a curated record. Gene Ontology annotation, cellular component: endoplasmic reticulum; cytosol.